AUGACGGACAACGCGGAAGCGCAGGCCGCCCCUGGCGCCAGCGUCACCGCCCAAGAUGGCGCCCCGCAGCCGGCCCCCGCGGCCGCCGCGGGCGAACCGGCCAACGGCGCCCCGCCCGGCAAGACGCCCGCGGAGGUCCACGCGGCCGAGUCGAAGCGCCGCCAGGAGGACGAGAUCCUGCAGCGAGCGCGUCGCGUGCGCCAGAUGAAGGACGCGGUGGUGGCCCUGCUGGUCAGCAAGGAGAUGGUGCCGGCGUUCCUGAGUCAGCUCAACACGCUCAGGGGCGCGCAGGACGAGACGGGCGCGAGCGCGCUGCCGUGGGCGCAGUGGAACCGCGCGUGGGCCGCGCACGAGAACCGCCACUGCGACGUGCUCAAGCGCUGGCUGUACUUGUCGGGCCGGGCGGACGUGCGGGCCGUCGAGGUGCACGUGCACGCCCUGAUGCAGGCCGGCCUGGACACGGGCGCAGAGGGCCUGCCGUACGCCGGCCUCAUCAGCGCGGCGUUCCAGGUGCGACGGUGUCCCGCGAUGCGCCGCGAGGGGGAGUUUACACGACGUGCGAAGGCGCGGCGCUGCGUCGCCACGCAGCGAGUACGUGGACGACGACGCGUGUCAUUGGCCGCCCGUUGCGAUGUUGCUGCGCAGGAGCGGUGGCACUCGCGCGCGUUCUACGCCCUGAGUAAGGCGGCGGAGGCGGGGGGGGGGCCGACGCUCGCGAAGGCGUGCCGGGCGAUCUCGGAGGACGAGAAGCGGCAGGAGGUGGCGCUGUCGAGCGCCGUGACGCGGCUGUUCGAGGCGGACCCCGAGGGGGCCGUCAUCGCCAUGGCGCGCGCACACCAGGACGGCCGGCUGGGGGCGCUCGGGUCGCUGCGCGCCGCGCAACGCACCAUCGAGGCUCCGACGAGCGGCGCGGUGAGUGGUUCUUCUGUCCCCGCCACAGCACGCGUCUCGCGCCGCUCGCCGAGCACCUCGCGGCCUCGCCUGUCAGGGCAUGCUGUGUGCAAUGUGCGCUGUUGCUGUCGUUGCCGUCGCCGCUGGCAGACCCGCGGCGUUCGGCUGUCGGCGCAGGGCGCGGGCGCCGUUGCACGGUCGCUGGAGUGGAUCCGCGGGGCGUGGGGCGCGCUGGAGGGCAUCGAGGGGCUGCAGGGGGACGUGGAGGACGUGCGCGCGUUCAUCGAGGCCUGGGGCGUGCCGGUGCGCGCGGUGUCGUCGACGCAGGCCGCGGCCGCGCAGGACUACCUCCUGGAGGUGGACUCGGAGUGGUGA
This is a messenger RNA of Pedinophyceae sp. YPF-701, 1266 nucleotides long. The record is from the annotation of a GenBank genome assembly. Lineage: Eukaryota; Viridiplantae; Chlorophyta; Pedinophyceae.